GCAGUUUGGAUAAAACGCCACAACAAUUAGGAACACACGGGUGUGCAGGCGAAAACUCGGAUAUAGGCACAAGUGACUGAUAAAGCUGAAAAGCUGUGUACUCGCGCAAACAAAUUUGUGGGCCAUAGCGGCGAGCGUGUUAUGAGAGCAUUUUAUGUUAUUUUUUUUUUUUUUUUUGUGAUUUGAUCAAACGCUUGCGAGUAUCUAAACGAGGAAAUGUGGAUAAUUUCAAAAGCGAAUAUUCGUGUAGACUAGUGCGAGCAGAACUUGAAUAUUUCGAGAAACCUUUGAGAAGAAUCAACAAAUCUGUCAUCAAAGAAUUUGACAGCUACAUUACCGCAGAUAAGACAGAAGGCCCCAAGUAAAUAAAUCCUUCAACAGCGAUUGAAGCGCAACGCAACCGCAAACCAAAAAGUAAUCAAAAGACCGACAACAGUGCCACAUAUACAUUUAGAGAUUUCCGCUCGAAAGGUGAUUGUCGCAACAGAUCACGCUGGGGAUCAACGCAGCCACGCAAAGUGAUCAAACAUCAAACGUCGAUCGUCGAAUGAUAAACGGGAAAAACACAUGUCGCACUCGAUCGCCAGAAGUGCGUGCAAAUGCAUAGAAAACAACAACAACUGUGACAACUGGUAAAAUAACUAGGAACAGCAACGGCACCGCGAUAAACGCUAAAGCAACAGCAAUAAAUUAAAAGCAGAAAUAGAGAGUCUCAAAUUAAAAGAAACUAAAGUGGAUUUCCGGUGAAUCAAGAAGCCGAAACAGGCACAACAACAACGCACAGCGCUCUCAGCAUCCGCAUGACAAAACCAUAUACACCGCACAUGUGUCAACGUGCACCCCUUGCGAGGUAUUUACAAAAAUAAACAGGCGGGUGCAACUAAAAAUGGAUGCAACACGCGACAUAGCGACGAACGCACCAACUGCCACAACAACCACAGCAAACACUGCAAACACAAGCACAUUUCAAGCAAAUUGUAUAGCAACAGUCAGACAAAGCCACUCGAGACGCUGCUGGAGCAAAAAUAUGGCCGCCACAGUCAUAGACGUCGCCGAAACGGCAGCGAGUCAUAAACCACAGCAUAGUCGCAUAAAUUACAAAAAUAGAUAUCCACGCCAGAGUGGAGUUGCCACGGCAACAUGUGGACGCAAUGCCACAAUCAGUAGCCACCUAGACACUGUCGGACCUACAUCGACUCCGACAAUGGGCCUUAUUUCGGAAGUACUCAAAAUUAUCUGCCUCAGCAUUUUGUUGUUUUGUGUGCUCACAACACCGUUGACGGUGUCGGCCAGAAAGCCCACUUCGCAAGAGCUCAACGAUUAUGACGAUGCGGUAUUCGAGGUACAAAAGCGUAGCGAGCAAGAGUUCGGCACCGAGAUGGCAGUGGAAAAUGGCGACAUCGACAACGUGGACGGUGAUGAUUCAAACGGCACGCCUAGGAAUAACACCAACGCCACAAACACGGAUGGCAGCGAAACGAAAUCGCCUACUGAUUUCGAGCCACGUUUCAAGAAUUCAAAAUAUCUGCCGAAUAUACUCUCCAAACCUUCCGGCAGUUAUAUACAACUAUCGUGUCCGGCAACCGGCCGACCGGAGCCGACCAUAACAUGGACGCUCAAUGAUACAAAGAUCUCACGGCAUAUGGGACGUGUGCGCAAGGUCAAAUGGGGUAUACAUAUGGCAGAUGUGGUACCCGAAGACUCAGGCAUAUACAAGUGUCGCGUAUGUAACUAUCUCGGUUGCAUUGAGCAUGCAACGAAAUUGAUCAUUAGUGAUCGUGUCAAUCACAAACCGAUUAUAUUGAAAGCGCCUAUGAAUCUAACAUUGGCGUUAAACGCAAGCGGCAACAUGGAAUGUGUCUACUUAUCCGAUUUACAUAGCAAAAAAACCUGGACAUUCACGCCUUGCAACAAAACCGCCUGCUCGGCGAAUACUACAUUUCUGAAGAAUGUGGAAGACGUAGAUAUUUUGAAUUUCACCAAUGUGACGCCAGAAAACGAAGGCUGGUACACCUGUGUCGAAAUGAACGGACUCGGUCAGUCGCAUAGCAGCGCUUACCUGCGCAUUCAAGAUCCCAGUGUACGCGCCAUAGCGAAAUCUAUGCACGGGUAUGAGAUAUGGGGUAUUGUGGCCGUCAUGGUGCUGCUCGCUUUGGUUUGCAUCAUCUUCUUCGUGUAUGUGCUGCGUAAAGUUAAGCACGAAAAGCUGCUCAAACAACGCAUAGAAACGGUGCAUCAGUGGACAAAGAAGGUAAUCAUAUAUAAGCCGCCGAGUGGCGACUCCAGCGGCUCGAUGGACACUAUGAUAAUGCCGGUGGUGAAAAUUGAGAAGCAGCGUACCACUGUGCUGCAGAGUUCCAACUCGGAACCGGCACCUUUCAACGAAUACGAGUUUCCAUUGGAUUCCAAUUGGGAAAUACCACGCUCACAACUGAUACUGGGCGCAACACUUGGUGAGGGCGCUUUCGGACGUGUCGUCAUGGCCGAGGUUAAUAACUCAAUUGUUGCCGUGAAGAUGGUGAAGGAAGGCCAUACCGAUGAUGACAUCGCCAGUUUAGUGCGUGAAAUGGAGGUUAUGAAGAUCAUCGGCAAACACAUCAACAUAAUUAACCUGCUUGGUUGUUGCAGUCAAUCGGGACCGCUCUAUGUGAUUGUGGAGUUCGCGCCGCAUGGCAAUCUCAAGGACUUUCUCAACAAAAAUCGACCGCUUGCUGCUGGUACACUCAAAGAUUAUGGCGAUCAGCAGCAUCAGCUACCGCUACCAAAGCACCACCUCACCGAGAAGCACCUCAUUUCUUUUGCUUUUCAAAUUGCGCGCGGCAUGGAGUACUUGGCAUCACGUCGCUGCAUACAUCGCGAUCUGGCGGCACGCAAUGUGCUCGUAAGCGAUGAUUACGUCAUGAAGAUAGCGGAUUUCGGCUUAGCGCGCGACAUACAGGACACGGACUACUAUCGUAAGAACACCAACGGUCGCUUGCCCAUCAAAUGGAUGGCGCCCGAAUCGUUGCGGGACAAAUUCUACGAUUCACAGAGUGACGUCUGGUCAUAUGGCAUAUUACUGUGGGAAAUAAUGACCUUCGGCGCACAGCCAUAUCCCACCAUCAUGUCAGCGGAGGAACUCUACAGCUAUCUGAUGUCCGGCCAACGUAUGGACAAACCACCAAAAUGCUCGCUGAAUAUUUACAUGCUGAUGCGACAGUGUUGGCACUUCGAUGCCAGCGCACGUCCAACCUUUGCUGAGAUUGUCGAGAACCUCGAUAAGCUGCUGYUGGCCAAUGAAGAUUAUCUSGACGUGGCGGUGGCGAAUCUGGAAACGCCGCCCUCAUCAAGUGACGACGAAUCGGACGUUGAGUCCCUACGCUAUCACUAUAAAUAAGUUAAUAAGCCGUUAGUCUCGCAUAUAUAUGCAUAAUYUAUAGGUUGUAUAUASAAAAUUAAAUUUAAAUGUUAGCUUUGCGCUUAACACAUAUCGCACACCACAAUACUCAUAAAACUUAGCUUAAGUCUACGAAAGUAUUUCAAUACUCGUUCGGUUGCGAGCUCAAAUUAGUWUAUUUAAUUACUUCUAAGUUUAGUUACAAGAACUUUAGCAUUAAAUUUAUUAAUUAAUAUAGAUUGUAAUGAAAACAUAAUAUUUAUAUAACACUUCUAAACGCUUUCAAGGCAAAGUUGUAGAACCAAAGGCAAAAUACCAAAAAUUAGUUAAGUCAUAGGCUACGACCCGUUGUGCAAUACUCCUGUAACUCGGCAAAUCGGCAGCUCCGCAUAGUUGUAUUAAUAUUUAUUUUAUGUUUGUAGAUAUUGUUACGUUAGGGUGGUCAUCAUUUGUAUGAAUUUGACCAAAAACUGCAAAAAUAUAUAAUAAGUAUGAGUUUUUAAAUCGCUUAAAACGUUUUCGACUUACCGACUAAAGAAUAAUUGUAUUUAUAUAAAAUAAUGCGGUCUUGUUAAAUAUGGUAACGUUGAUUUAUUCGGUCCAAAUAAGAUAAUAUAUGUGGUUCUUAAUAUAAAUUAUAUGAUAGGCCUUAGAAUAGUUUACGGAUACAACCAUAGAAUUUCUCGCACCAAGUUAGAACGAAACAAAAAC
Molecule: messenger RNA, 4087 nt
Organism: Bactrocera latifrons
Lineage: Eukaryota; Metazoa; Arthropoda; Insecta; Diptera; Tephritidae
Product: fibroblast growth factor receptor homolog 1
Exons: 2
Coding region: 887-3376 (829 amino acids)
Biological process (GO): positive regulation of kinase activity; protein phosphorylation; multicellular organism development
Cellular component (GO): signaling receptor complex
Molecular function (GO): transmembrane receptor protein tyrosine kinase activity; ATP binding
Source: RefSeq, a predicted model, not a curated record